GGCAGCCUCGCUGGAAACGCGCGGGGGAGCCUGAGCCGGCGGCCGGAGACGCACGGCGCGCCGUUUCAGCGCCGCGGCGCCGCGCAGACCCUCCGUCUCCCUGCUCAGCCUCGCGGGCCCGCUCUCCCCUGCCUCCGGGGCCCGGCUUCUCUCUGGGGCUCCUGCCCGCCCCUACCUCCGGGCCCCUGCGCGGCUCCCCAGCCCGGUCCCCCUCCCCCCGGCACAUACGCUGACACGCGCGCGCGAACACACACACUCACACACACACUGACACGCCAGCGAGCUGCUGGCCGCUCAAUGGACCGAUUUCCCCGCUUUUCCUGAUCCCAAGCCGGCCCGGGAUGAGAAAUUGCAAAAUGGCCCGGGUCGCCAGUGUGCUGGGGCUGGUCAUGCUCAGCGUCGCCCUGCUGAUUUUAUCGCUCAUCAGCUACGUGUCCCUGAAAAAGGAGAGCAUCUUCACCACUCCCAAGUACGCCAACCCGGGGGCGCCCCGAAUGUACAUGCUCCACGCGGGAUUCCGGUCGCAGUUUGCGCUGAAGCUUCUAGAUUCGUCUCUGGUGCCCUUCCCGCAUUCUGUGACCCAUGAACUCCAAGCCAGACCUAAGUGGACAUUUAAUCGGACAGCGUUUUUACAUCAAAGGCAAGAAAUUCUUCAGCAUGUCGAUGUAAUAAAAAAUUUUUCUUUGACCAAGAAUAGUGUUCGGAUUGGACAACUGAUGCACUAUGAUUAUUCCAGCCAUAAAUAUGUUUUCUCUAUUAGCAAUAACUUCCGAUCACUGCUUCCAGAUGUGUCUCCCAUUGUGAAUAAGCGUUAUAACAUUUGCGCUGUGGUUGGAAAUAGCGGGAUCCUGACAGGGAGCCGGUGUGGACCACAGAUAGAUAAGUCAGAUUUUGUUUUCCGUUGCAAUUUCGCCCCUACGGAGGCUUUCCAAAGAGAUGUUGGAAGGAAAACCAACCUAACCACCUUCAACCCCAGCAUCCUGGAAAAAUAUUACAACAACCUUUUGACCAUUCAGGACCGUAACAACUUUUUUCUCAGUUUGAAAAAGCUUGACGGGGCCAUUCUUUGGAUCCCUGCGUUUUUCUUCCACACGUCGGCCACUGUUACCAGGACAUUAGUUGACUUUUUUGUUGAACACAGAGGUCAGUUAAAGCUCCAGUUGGCUUGGCCUGGAAACAUAAUGCAACAUGUCAACAGGUACUGGAAAAACAAGCACUUGUCGCCCAAACGGCUGAGCACAGGUAUUCUCAUGUACACCCUGGCGUCAGCAGUCUGUGAGGAGAUCCACUUGUAUGGAUUCUGGCCUUUCGGAUUUGACCCCAACACAAGGGAAGACCUUCCGUACCAUUACUAUGACAAAAAAGGAACCAAAUUCACCACCAAGUGGCAGGAAUCCCACCAGCUGCCGGCCGAGUUUCAGCUGUUGUACCGAAUGCAUGCGGAAGGGCUCACCAAGCUGACUCUGUCGCGCUGUGCCUGAGAACUCCGAGCCGGAGCGCCGACGGCCGGCUUCAAAGUGCCCGACUCACACCGAGUAGCCCGUCAGAAUAGACAGACCCCCAGAGAGUCUCACAGAAGGACCGUCUGCCCCUUAAGAGCAAAGGGGUCUUCCCUCCCCUUCUCCCUGCUCUUUUAAGGGUCUUAGCAACACCGAUGCUUUGAAGCCUCGUGAUCUAAACUUGAUAAAGGGACGGUUGCAUUGGGAACUCUGCUGCUAACGAAAUGGUUUGAAGUAUUUUCACGUUUGUAUUUUAAUAAUAAACUGCCUCCUAUAUUUUUUUUUUUCUAGUGAGGAUUAGAGCUGCAGUGUCUACAGCUUUGCUCAGAUAGAGUUCUCGCAAUCAGAGGCCUCUGGGCGGAGGUUUGGGCAGGAUUUCAGUUUUGCCUGGGUGGGAUCAGACUCUUUGAAAUGAAAACAUAAAAAACUG
Molecule: messenger RNA, 1929 nt
Organism: Odocoileus virginianus texanus
Lineage: Eukaryota; Metazoa; Chordata; Mammalia; Artiodactyla; Cervidae
Gene: ST8SIA3
Product: ST8 alpha-N-acetyl-neuraminide alpha-2,8-sialyltransferase 3
Biological process (GO): oligosaccharide metabolic process; N-glycan processing
Molecular function (GO): alpha-N-acetylneuraminate alpha-2,8-sialyltransferase activity
Source: RefSeq, a predicted model, not a curated record